Messenger RNA from Plectropomus leopardus (leopard coralgrouper), 4227 nucleotides. Its product is annotated as semaphorin-4E. Gene Ontology annotation, molecular function: semaphorin receptor binding; chemorepellent activity. NCBI's taxonomy places the organism in Eukaryota, Metazoa, Chordata, Actinopteri, Perciformes, Serranidae. Gene Ontology annotation, biological process: positive regulation of cell migration; positive regulation of GTPase activity; ossification involved in bone maturation. Gene Ontology annotation, cellular component: plasma membrane. The record is from RefSeq and is a predicted model, not a curated record.
CUAACAUUAGGCAGGACGCGCUGCCUAAAAACAAAAAAACAAUAAUGCUUAAACACCUUGCAGCUGCUGAAAUCUUCGGUCUCUCCCGUCCUGAAUCAGCUGUGUCCUCCGCUGACAGAUUAAAACACGUGGGGACAAUGAGGACUUAAUCAGAUCUGAGAUCAGCGUCUCGUGCCGCCUGCACGGCAGUUUGAACUGAGUAAAAAAAACAAAAAACAACAACCUGCAGCCAACCGACGCAGCCUCCCAGAGCCUUCUCACCGCGGGAUGUGAGCGCUGCUGCUGCCGACAGGCUCUCUACAAUAACGGAUAACCGCUGUGACUUUGAGAGGACCCGAAAGAGACAGACUGGGUCUUCACAGAGACAUUUUGUUAGAGAAGUUUGGAGAAGUGAACCUGCUGCCUCGGUAGCCUUAAAGGAAGUUGUAAGCUAGCGUGAAUCAAAGUUUGACGUCUCGGUGUACGGUAGGCGUUAGGGACACUUAUCAACCGGUUACAAACACCGUGAGGUAGAUUUACUGCCUACCUGUUUGUAAACUAAGAGUUAAUGGUUUAGAAAUUACUUUUCAAACAGGUGUUGGGACUAUUUUUUAAUGGGUGCCUCCGCAGUCUUGGGUGUGUCGGUGCGCAGCCCUCCUUGGCUUUGUCUCUUUGGUCUGUGCCAUCCAUCUCACCAUGGACAGCCUGCUGAGCGGGGCCAGUAAAGGGGCCGGUGCCCUUCAAUUGAACAGAAGAGCCAUGCAUCCACUGCUGCCCCUCUGUGUCUUUUGGCUGCUGCCCCUGGCCUUGACGCUGGAAGAAGACUCACCACUGGACAAUGUCCCCCGCAGAUCUGUGCCCUACCAUAGGGAAAACGCUCGCCUGUUUCAUGAGGAGGGAGUGUUCAACUACUCCACCAUGCUGUUGAGAGAGGAUCUGGACCUGCUAUUUCUGGGUGCCAGGGAGGCAUUGUAUGCUCUUGAUCUCAAAGACAUCUCCAAGAAAAUUGCCUCAGUUAAAUGGGAGUCGACAAAACAGCAAAAAGACGAUUGUAAAAACAAAGGAAAAGAUGCGGAGACAGAGUGCAGCAACUAUAUCAGGAUCCUGCAUCAGAUGGAUGAUAACAGGAUGUACGUGUGUGGAACCAAUGCCUUUGAUCCUGAGUGUGAUUACAUGUCCUAUGAAAAUGGAAAGCUGACUCUUGAAAAGAAAGCAGAGGAUGGCAAAGGGAAGUGUCCAUUUGAUCCUUUCCAGAGAUAUGCCUCCAUAAUGGCUGAAAACCACCUAUACUCAGCCACUUCAAUUAACUUCCUGGGCUCUGAACCUGUCAUAAUGCGCAGCUCUCCUGUUUCCAUACGCACUGAGUUCAAGAACUCCUGGCUUAAUGAGCCCACCUUUGUUUCCAUGGCUCAGAUGCCAGAGAGUCAUCUGAGUGAGGUAGGAGAUGAUGACAAGGUUUACCUGUUCUUCAGUGAGGCCGCUGUGGAGUGUGACUGCUACAACAAACUGGUGGUCUCCCGCGUGGCUCGCGUCUGCAAGGGGGAUCUUGGAGGUCAGAGGACCUUGCAGAAGAAAUGGACAUCCUUCCUGAAAGCCAGAAUGGACUGUCCAGUGCUGGAGUCUCAGCUGCCGUACAUUAUCCAGGACACUUACCGCUUAUGUGACCCCCAGAAGCACUGGAAGGACUGUUUGUUCUACGCCAUCUUUAUACCACAGUCGGACACCUCAGAUCUGUCAGCAGUGUGUGCGUACCGUGUGUCUGACAUCAGCAAAGUGUUUGCGGAGGGGAAGUUCAAGACCCCAGUCGCCGUAGAAACCUCUUUUAUCAAGUGGGUGAUGUACAGCGGAGAUGUCCCCAAGCCUCGGCCCGGAGCUUGUAUAGACAAUGAGGCUCGUAAAGCGGGCAUAAAUCAGACCCUGGACCUCCCAGACUGGACCCUUCAAUUUAUCAGAGAUAGGCCCCUCAUGGACCAAGCCAUCCAUCCAAUAGGAGAGAAGCCUUUGCUGGUGAGGAGGGGAGCUACAUUCACGCGCAUCAUAGCCAACCAAGUGCAGGCAGCAGAUGGAGGGAAGUACCAUGUGAUGUUCAUUGGCACAGAGGAAGGCACGAUGCUGAAAGCAGUGAACUACGAUGGAGAGAUGUUCAUCAUAGAGGAAGUGCAACUCUUCCAGCCGCCAGAGCCAAUCAAGAUUCUGAAGUUCUCUAAUAUCACGGGUCAGCUGUAUGUGGGCGCAGACUCCGGAGCAUUACAGAUGUCACUGGCCACCUGUGAGAGGUCCUCAUCCUGUAUGGACUGUGUUCUAGCCAGAGACCCGUACUGCGGCUGGGACAAAGAUGUUGGGAAAUGUGUUGUCCUUUCUAAUUCACAAAGAGAGCUAAUCCAAAGUUUGAAAGGAGGAGAUGCCUCUCUCUGUCCAGAUGCUGAUCCUGUGAAGCCCAUGAAUCGGUCCAUCUGGCCUGGAGGAAACCUGAAACUCCGCUGCCCUUCGCCUUCAAACCUUGCACAGACCAGCUGGGAGCGGGACGGCCGACCUCUGACCCCUUCGACUCGACUCCGGUUUCUACGAGACGAACUGCUUAUCCUCAACGCCACAGACUCUGACGCGGGUCAGUACCGCUGCCUGUCUGUGGAGCUCUCCAAAGCUGCCAGGUACACAAGCACUGUGGCUGCGUACCAGGUGAGCAUGAUUGCAGGUCCUGGAGAAGGGACUGCGACCUUACCCGAGGCUCGGACAGAUGGCCCCUCUGUGGCUGGACUGCAGGCCGUAAUCGGGCUCCUCGUGGUUUGUCUUGUUGCCCUUCUGGCUUGGAACUUUUACAAAGGCCACUUACCGCUGCCCUGGAACUGCAGCAAGAAAAAUAGAGCUCAAUCCCAGGAGACCCCUGACCAGGAUGCACCGAGGCCCGCAGCGGCAGAGGUUAAGCCUCUGGUGUCGGGAACAAACAACGGCAGGAACAACAACCACCCCAGAGAGGAGGCGGCCUUCAGUUUGGCUGAGGAGGAGGACGGCCCAAAAGUUAAUCUCCCAUCUCUGCAGUAUAUUGAUGAUGAGUCAGAAAUUUGAAAAUGACGAGCACAAACUUGUGUUCAGUUUUCCUUCGCCAAAAUUUGAGAAAUGAACACGAAUGCCUCAAAAGCUUUUGUUUUCGGCAGAUCUACGGAUUCAUGGGUUCAGUUUAAAUCUCAUUCUGUGGGAAUGUAAACCAUUCUGUGCUUGAAAUUUUGUUUGGAGAGACACACCAAAAGAUUUUACAAGUUUUUUUGUACAAGUAUGAGAGACACUUGAAUUUCUGUUUCACUUUUUAAAUUUUUUAUGUACAUUUAAGUGUUUUAGCUUCCUGCUAAUAGUUCUAAAUCCCAUAGAGUGCCCCAGGAAUGAGUCCUAAAACCCACAAAUGAGUUUGCAUUUCAGCACUCCUGGUUCCCUGGUCUUUAAGGGACACAAACUGUUGUUUGCACAAACUGGGCCCUUCGUAAAUCCGGAGCACUGUUGGAACGUAUUGUUCAGUUUCCCAGAGCACCACACUGUAGUGCACUAGAGCGCACUCUGGGCACUUUGUCUGAGGAUAAGCAAAGCACCAGAUGGAGUGAAUGUGUGAUUAAGCAUUCGCUAAUAAUUCAUGGGGAAAAAAACACUCAGUUUCUUCAGACAACAGCUCUCUUAUUUCAGCGUUGUGAGUCAGAUUGAAUUUAUUAAUUAAUUUUGGAUGGGUUUCUGGUUGGAUGCCUGAAAUAAGUUCUGUGGUUAACACAAGCUUAAAAGACAUAAAAUGCGUUAGCAAAUACCUAAUUUGGGAAUUCUGAAGCUUUUUUGUGACUUAAAAAGGCGGUUGCUAACAAAUGGCUAAGUGAGAUUACAGAAUGCCAUCAAGCCGAACGCGGCUUUACAGCCUCGUUGCAGUGGGGAGGUUACAAGACCGUACUGUGGUUUGCUUGUAGCCUAUGUUAGCUUUUUACUUCUGGUAACUGCAUUUAUGCUUGAAAAAUCAGUGUUCAGUUGUGAUGAUUAUCUUGCUGAACAGAAAAUGUGUAGGCAUUGUAAACAUUUGUUCCCCUUAGAGCUUAUUUUCCCCAGUAAUCAUCCUUAAAAACAUCAUCCCUGGGGCGCUCUAUUAUACAUUGAUAUUUCUUUAAAGAUUGGUAUGAAUUUCACAGGGAAUGUACAAUAACAGAAAAUGAGCCAUUUCAUUUCUAACCAAUAAGCUGCAAAUACUUUGUUUUAUUGUAUUAAACCUUUUCUACGGUC